Molecule: messenger RNA, 851 nt
Organism: Ruditapes philippinarum (Manila clam)
Lineage: Eukaryota; Metazoa; Mollusca; Bivalvia; Venerida; Veneridae
Exons: 8
Coding region: 162-734 (190 amino acids)
Source: RefSeq, a predicted model, not a curated record
CAGUUCAGAAACAGUGACUAAAUAGCAUGGAAUAGUGCGAUGACAUAAAAAAUCCUUGCAUGACAAUAUAAAGCUAUAUAUAGACAAUAGCGUUAUGAAAAUAUUCCUUAUCAUUCCGGUAUCAUUAACGAAUUUAUAGUACUGUCGCAAAGAGACAAAACAUGAAGUCCUUGCUGUGUUUGUUUGUGUUCUUAGCCAGUCUGUACGUGUCUUCUGCUUCCCUCAUUGACGCACUAAAUGCUGCGCACAAUUCUCCUGCGUUUAAAAAUUUGACACACCCCGAACAAUUGCUGAUCAUCGAAUUGUUAGCUGAGACCGAGGCUGGGGAAUUGAAGCAAUAUAUUGACUCUGUUGGAUUUCACAAUGUCCUCGCUGUUAUUGAUAAGCUUCCCCAAGCAGAGGCACAUUUGUUGACAAACUACCUAAUAAACGAGCUUGCCAAGGAGGAGAAUCAAGGUUCAGGAGCACUAGGAAAGAGAAGCAUUAGAAGUCUUGUUGAAGUAUUGAAUACCGCCAAGGCCGACCCUGCUUUCCAACAGCUGUCUCAAGCCAAUCAGACACUUAUUAUACAGAUGUUGACAGCAGCUGAAAAUAACACGUUGACGGCUCAUAUUGACCAGAUCGGCUACUCUACCGUUCUCAGGAUAAUUGACAUGUUGCCGGUUAAAGAAAAGCAUCUUUUAGAGCAAUAUAUUUUCCAGCACUUGCGAGCAGAAAUGCAUCUUCUUGGAUAAAAAAGGGAAAACCCAACAAGAACAACCCACACUCAUUUUUUAUGACAAAAUUGGCGAGAACAUCAUAGUCGCUCAUAUUUCUUUUUUGUUUCUGUCAUAUUAAAUGUAGUAAAUAUA